GAGCAAGUCAAGGACUGGGAGGAAUGCCUUGCAUUGCUGGAAGACGCAAAUAACUCUGGAGCUCCUGGUGGUGGGAAGAGCUGGUCCGGCUUCCCGGUUACGCCGGUACCUGGUGGAGGAUUUCUUACGCCCACUGACGGUAUUGCUCCGACGAGAUUGGAUCUGUCCACCCCUACAUUUGGAGGAGCGUCUGAAGAUUCGCCACGGAAUGGAAUCAAGCCAGCAGCGGCGUUCAAUCUGAUCCGCGGUCGCGCGUACGAGGCUCUCGGGAAUCGACCAAAGGCGAUCCAUUGGCUUUCGGCUGCGCUGCAGGCUGAUCCGUUUUGCUCAGAGGCGUUUGACGAGCUGAUGGAAAAUCAUAUGCUAACAACCGAACAAGAGGUCGAUAUGGUCGAGUCUCUCAACAUCCCUGCUGGAUUCGAGUGGCUGCGUCUGCUCUACUCGUGCCGCUGCAAGAAGUAUGGUAGAGAGGACGCAGUGGAGCAACAGCUGAAGCUUCUCGAAGGCCCAUCGCCUCUCUCCAACCAGCCAACCCCCUUGCUGUGUCUAUCUCCUCCCUCCUUCCUGUUCGUCUCCCUCCUCCACCCUGCCCAUGGCAGUGUCUUGGAUCGAGAUCCGCACAACACUCGCUGCAUUCCCACCCACCUGGUAGCAGCGGUGCACCUGGGCAGGAGGAACGAGCUUUUCAGAGCGGCACACCAGCUGGUGGACGACCAUCCCAACACGGCGUUGGCGUGGUUCGCAGUGGCGUGCUACUACUACUUCACUCGGCAGCACGACCAGGCGAGGCGGUUCUUCUGCAAGGCCACCACCGUCAGCGCUGCCUUCGCCCCCGCGUGGAUGGGUUUUGGGCACACGUAUGCGGCUCAGGAGGAGACGGAUCAGGCCAUGGUGGCAUAUCGCACAGCAGUGCGACUUUUCACAGGCUUCCAUGUGCCUCUGGUGUGCAUUGGCAUGGAAUAUGCACGCUCUAACAACCUCAGCUUGUCGUUGCAUUUCUUGGAUGAGGCGCGCAGGCUGUGUCCCUCAGACCCGCUCGUGCAUAAUGAGCUAGGAGUCAUUGCCUACAGGAGCCUCGAUUUCACCUCAGCAGCGCGACACUUUGAAAUGGCUCUGCGGCUGGUGGCUGGUUACGGAGCAGCAGCGGGGGAGGGAGGGGGGGCAGAGAGCGAGGGGGGGAGGGGGAGCUCGAAUGCGGCAGCAGGGCGGCAGGCUGUGGUGGCAGAGUCGCUGGGUCUGUGGGAGUCAACCGUGGUCAACCUCGGUCACUCGUACCGGAAAAUGAGGAGAUACGGCGACGCCCUGAUGGUGUAUGAGCAGGCUCUCUCUCUCCGCCCCAACACUGCCAGCACCUUCGCUGCUAUGGCCUUCACCCACCACCUGCAGGGAAACCUCAUCCCCGCUAUUGAGUUCUACCACAAGGCGCUGGGGUUGUGUCCGGGAGACAGCCUGUCGGCUGAGAUGCUAGGCCAAGCACUGAAGGACGAGUGUGCUCUUAUGUCGACUGCUUCUGACGACCAUGUGGGGCCUGAUGCUGUCUUACCACCACUGAAUGCAUGA
Molecule: messenger RNA, 1560 nt
Organism: Closterium sp. Naga37s-1
Lineage: Eukaryota; Viridiplantae; Streptophyta; Zygnematophyceae; Desmidiales; Closteriaceae
Source: the annotation of a GenBank genome assembly